AUGUAAGGAAUAUAAUAAAUGGAGUUGGAAAAAGUAAUGACAGAGAGGAAUGAUCUAAAAACUAAAGUGCUGAAAUAUGAACUACUAGGAGGGGAAUUAGCAUAAUUGGAUGACGAUGAAAUUAUGAAUUAAUUAGAAGAUAGAAAGAAAAAGAGCAGAAGAACCGCGGCAGAUAUUGAUCGUCAAUUUUUUUGCACCUUUAAUAAUUGCAAAAAAGCCUAUGGUACCGAAGCCUCACUUAUAUAACAUCAAAGAUUAAAGCAUGGAGUAAAUAGUGGCAUGGAUGCUUAUUUUAGAAUUUGA
Messenger RNA from Paramecium tetraurelia, 303 nucleotides. RefSeq lists its product as uncharacterized. The record is from RefSeq and is a predicted model, not a curated record. Lineage: Eukaryota; Ciliophora; Oligohymenophorea; Peniculida; Parameciidae. The transcript has a single exon.